UCGGUGACCAGACGCGGAGCCCGUAAUCUUUUCCGUCGCGCGUCGUCAUGAGAGAGGGAAUCUCCACAGCUUUGUCGAAGAGUUAUACACGUGACUCAUCGUCCUCCAUGUUCUUCAUUACUUUUUCAUUCCUCCCUUCCUCAUUCUUCGACCAGUCUUAACUUCCUCCAAUCUCUGGUGGGGUUUCAAUUUUCUCGUUGUCUCGUGCGGGUUUUUUUGGUGUAGCAUCUGAGGGUCGAAUGACACCAUAAGUUGAUUCUUCCAGAGAGGAUGGCUUUGUUUUAGAACGUUCGUGGUUUCUCACGUAUAUUUGAAUUUCUUUAUUGCCUGUAAGUUAGCCGUUUGCUAUUCAAAGGCUAGGAGUUGAGAAGUGAUUCGCAGCACAGAGCUGCAAUGUCAAACAAUUGCUAGAUGCCAUCUCUUCUCAGCGUUAGAAAAUGGUUGUAUUCGACCUUACCUGCCUCUUGAAGCUCUUCCCGCCAACGGAUACUCCAAAACAAGCUCUAAGAAAUGUGUUAAGUUUAAUCUGGAAAAUGGAAGGCCGUGAUCGAGUUUGAACGGGCGGUGCAUUUGCAAUUUUAAUAUCCUGGUGACGUGGCGUUUUGUGAACUUUUCGAUUAGUUGGACGGAUGGAUUCAUGGCCGCGCUGGAUUUGCCCGCGCCGAGGAGCCGAACGCUUCCAAGCUAAACUUCUUCACAGUUCCCUUGCUACCUAUAAUUUUGACUCCUUCGUGUUGGUGAUUUGGCGAAGGUUCAGAAAAACCGAUGGCAGACUCACAGUGUAAUUCGAAAAUGUUCAGUAUACGGAUUGUGUCUAUCGACUACUACAUGGCACAGCCGAUUCCAGGCCUGGAUAUCUGUUACAGUAGUUUCCAUGGUGGGAAAGUGAAUGAGGUUCCCGUUAUAAGAAUAUAUGGUUCUACUCCAGCUGGGCAGAAAACUUGUUUGCAUAUACAUCGGGCUUUGCCCUACAUAUAUGUGCCAUGCGCUGAUAUACCUCUUCAGUCAGAUCAAGAAGGAGAUGUGUACACAUAUAAGGUAUCUGCAUCUCUUGAGAAAGCCUUGAAGCUAAAAGGCAGCAGCGGUUUGACAAGACAACAUGUUCAUGGCUGCAGCCUUGUAAAAGCAAGGAGAUUUUAUGGUUAUCAUUCAUCAGAGGAAUUAUUUGUGAAGAUAUAUCUAUAUUAUCCACAAGAUGUCUCCCGUGCUGCUAAUCUACUAUUGGUCGGUGCUGUUCUUGGCAAAAGCUUACAGCCCUAUGAAUCACAUAUUCCCUUCAUUCUUCAGUUUCUGGUUGACUAUAACUUGUAUGGCAUGGGUCUCCUGCACUUGUUAAAGUUGAAGUUCCGCCAUCCUAUGCCAGAUUCUUCUCACAAGAAAUUGAUUUUCAAUAAUCAACAGACAGGGGCUGAUAUGGAUGGUGAUGCGUGUUUAGGGCCAGCAGUGUGGGCCUUAUCAAUGGUCUCAUCUGAUUGGAUGUGGCAACUUCCAAGUGAAUUGGAUGCUUCAUCAAAUCAUGAGGCUCAUUGCCCUAAACGUCAAAGCACAUGUGAACUGGAGGGCGAUGCUUCUGUAGAUGAGAUUCUUAAUCAGCAGUUUAAAAUGUAUUCAUCCCUCUCACAAACCCGAUCAGAUGUGCAAAAGGUUCAGUCUCUUGUGCCGAUUUGGAAGGAGCAGCAAGAAAGGACUGGGAUUUAUGAGGAUACUAUAACUCCUGAUACUGGGAAGCCACUGCCAGAAGUUGUUAUGAGAAGUCUUUCUGGUGGUCUUGACUUUGAGAAAAAAUUUGUUGAAAUGUGCUGUGAAGCUGAAACCUGUGCAUCUUUUAUUUCAUCUGAAGAGUUGAGAGAAACAGACAUAAUAGGUUCAGCAUCACCACCGGCUUCACUAUGCAAAGAUGCCAAAUUGCAUGAAGAAGGGACUGAGGCAAAUCUCAGAUUGUUGACUGUUGAUGAAAUGCAAUCAUCUGAGAUUAUUGGAACACAGGGCAAAAAGGAUGCAGAUAAGGAAGCAUUGAAUCUCCUAAAGUGGCUUGCAACUUCUCAAGCUGCAGAGGAUAUUAACUCUGAUGAUGAACUUAUUCGUGAAACCAUUUUGAGUCCCUUGUUACCUGCUACAACAAUUGAUAAGGUGCUGGAGAAAGCUAAUAUGGAUUACGAAAGUGAGUCCCAAAAGGAGUGUCAAGAUAUUCUUGAUUCCAUUGACGAUCAACUUCAGUUGGAGUCAUCAAAGAGAAAGCCACCUUUUUCCUCAAAUUUUAAUUGUCCUGUUGAGUCUUCAUCAAACAAUAUGAUUCCCCAAGUUGAUGGUUCUGCCGAUGAUGAGUUUGCAAGCCCAAGUUCUGGUUCAGAGGGAAUUUCAUUUGCACUGGACAAAAAAGGUGAAUCCAAGAGGUCUUCCAAACACUGUAUACUGCAAAAUACCAGAACAAAUACUUAUGGCAAAGAUAACAGGAAUAAAGUAUGGGGCACUUUGCCAUUGUCAAUGACCCAUAACAAUUUUGAUCAUGCUAGUUUACAUUGUGGCCAUACAUCUGAAAAGGAAACUGUAGAAUCUGUUGACUCAGAUUGUUUGGCCAGAAAUGAGAUGGAGAAUAAUGGCAUAAAGAAUGGGGAUGAAGGUGUUUCAGACAUAAAAGGAGUACAAACACUGGAUAAUUGCUCUGUGCGGGACUUGAUGAGGAGAAAGAGAUGCUAUCGAGUUGAACAAGCUGACAGUGAAUCUGAAAUAACUAAAAAACUACAUUUAGAUGGGGAUGAGAAACUGAAAACUGAUGGAGAAACAGAAGUCCAGAAGAGCUGUGUUCUGAAAAUGACCAAUCAUGAUUUAGUGCGUAAGAAAGCACCCUUUUCUUCUGAUUACUCAGAGGUUUCCAGUGGUAAAAAGUUUAAGGUUGACUCAACAUAUGUACAAACUGACAACUGUCCACAAAUUGACAUGGCAGCCUUAGGUAGUGUGCAAAGCUCUUCGAUUGAGAAUAUACGGUCUGUCAGAGAUAAUUUCAUGUAUAAAUGUCCUUAUGGAAGCAAAUCUUCUGAGCAACACGGUCAGAUGAGGUCAUGUGAUAUUGUGGUGGGUGCGAAUACUGCAACUGACAUUCAAGUAUUGCAAUGUGUAAAAAGUGAUGGCAAAAGACCUAGAGAGAAUUUGGGUUUUUAUGAGACUAGUGGCAUAGAACCUUCGAUCAAUGACAUUAUGCGUGAUCACAUGAGAUUAACCUCUACAAGGGCAUCUGCCAUGGCAGUAACUGACUAUUACAUUUGUCUGUUUAUUGAAGUGAAACCUCUGGAUGAUGUUAUUCCUGCUUUGCUAUACUAUCAGAAUGCUGGCUCUCAUCUAUGCCUAUUGAAACCCAAAAUUUUGCCUCCUUCUGAGGGUAAUGUCGGAGAUGGCUACUUUGCGACGAGAGAGAUCAAAUGUUUCAACAAUCUGAUGCAAAGGAGAAGCAUAUGCCUAAAUGGAAUACAAGACCUUGUUCUUUGUCUAAACAUGUCCAAGAUGUUGAUUCUGAAAAAGAGUCUCCAUGCAUCAGCAGUGGGAGAAAUGAAUAUAAUCAAAACAAGCUUGGACGGCUCACAAGAUACUUCUCAGAUAUCAGGCCCUGAUGUGAAAUCAACGCCUACUCCUCUUAGUCAAAUUGGAUUUUGUGACCCUGCUGCAGAUAAGGAAGCAUUGAAUCUCCUAAAGUGGCUUGCAACUUCUCAAGCUGCAGAGGAUAUUAACUCUGAUGAUGAACUUAUUCGUGAAACCAUUUUGAGUCCCUUGUUACCUGCUACAACAAUUGAUAAGGUGCUGGAGAAAGCUAAUAUGGAUUACGAAAGUGAGUCCCAAAAGGAGUGUCAAGAUAUUCUUGAUUCCAUUGACGAUCAACUUCAGCUGGAGUCAUCAAAGAGAAAGCCACCUUUUUCCUCAAAUUUUAAUUGUCCUGUUGAGUCUUCAUCAAACAAUAUGAUUCCCAAAGUUGAUGGUUCUGCCGAUGAUGAGUUUGCAAGCCCAAGUUCUGGUUCAGAGGGAAUUUCAUUUGCACUGGACCAAAAAGAUGGGGAUGAGAAACUCAAAACUGAUGGAGAAACAGAAGUCCAGAAGAGCUGUGUCCUGAAAAUGACCAAUCAUGAUUUAGUGUGUAGGAAAGCACCCCUUGUAGCUGGCAGUCAAACCGGACUGAGUCUCUGUGGACCGAAGAAGUUUCACUCUACUAGUUCUUCUGAUUACUCAGAGGUUUCCAGUGGUAAAAAGUUUAAGGUUGACUCAACACAUGUACAAACUGACAACUGUCCACAAAUUGACAUGGCAGCCUUAGGUAGUGUGCAAAGCUCUUCGAUUGAGAAUAUACAGUCUGUCAGAGAUAAUUGCAUGUAUAAAUGUCCUUAUGGAAGCAAAUCUUAUGAGCAACACGGUCAGAUGAGGUCAUGUGAUAUUGUUGUGGGUGCGAAUACUGCAACUGACAUUCAAGUAUUGCAAUGUGGGAAAAGGGUCUUGGGUGUUGCCAAAUACUAUCAGAAUGAUGGCUCUCAUCUAUGCCUAUUGAAACCCAAAUUUUUGCCUCCUUCUGAGGGUAAUGUUCGGAGAUGGCUACUUUGUGACGAGAGAGCAUAUUUUUGGUUGAUCCUGGCUUCCGCUUUCCAGAUCAAAUGUUUCAACAAUCUGAUGCAAAGGAGAAGCAUAUGCCUAAAUGGAAUACAAGACCUUGUCUUAUGUCUAAACAUGUCCAAGAUGUUGAUUCUGAAAGAAGUCUCCAUGCAUCAGCAGUGGAGAAAUGAAUAUAAUCAAAACAAGCUUGGACGGCUCGCAGAUACUUCUCAGAUAUCAGGCCCUGAUGGGAAAUCAACGCCUACUCCUCUUAGUCAAAUUGGAUUUUGUGACCCUGCAAGAAUUGGCUGUGGACAGCAAUUGACGGUACUCAGUAUUGAGGUUCUUGCAGAAUCAAGAGGAGAACUUUUACCUGAUCCCCAGUUUGAUGCCAUCAACAUUGUAGCUCUUGGUUUUCAAAAUGAUAGUGACACUGUUGUUGAUGUUCUCGUCCUUUUGCAUUGUAAACUAGAACCUUGUCAAAGAAAUUUUGUGAGUCUAUCAGGCUGCAAGGUGUUGGUUUUCACAGAUGAAAAGCACUUGCUAAAAUUUAUUAAUAUUGUAUCUUCGUAUGAUCCAGAUAUUCUGAUGGGUUGGGAUAUCCAAGGCGGUUCUCUUGGUUUUUUAGCAGAAAGGGCUUUGCAUCUUGGAUUAGGGUUACUUAAUAGUUUAUCUCGUACUCCAUCUGACUCUUGGAUUACUUCUGGUGAUACUGAAACUUCUAAAGACAUAUCAGCAACUGCCGUUCCUGAUAUAUCUAGUGCAGAUGAUGUACAAGAAAGUUCGAUAAUUGAGGAUGAAUGGGGACGAACACAUUCCAGUGGAGUUCAUGUUGGUGGCAGAAUUGUGCUUAAUGUGUGGCGACUUAUCCGUGGAGAAGUUAAGCUCAAUUUAUACUCAGUUGAAGCUGUAGCUGAAGCUGUAUUGAGGAGGAAAGUUCCUUCAAUUCACAACAAGGUCCUAACCAAAUGGUUUUCUGGUGGUCCUGGAGGAGCAAGGUAUCAGUGUGUCAAAUAUAUUACUGAGAGAGCAAAGCUGAAUCUUGAGAUAUUAAGCCAACUUGAUAUGGUUAAUCGAACAUCAGAACUUGCUCGUAUUUUUGGUAUAGAUUUUUUUUCUGUUCUCUCCAGAGGUUCACAAUACCGUGUCGAAUCGAUGUUUCUGAGGUUGGCACAUACACAAAACUAUCUCGCCAUCUCUCCUGGGAAUCAACAGGUUGCUUCUCAACCUGCCAUGGAGUGCCUGCCUCUUGUGAUGGAACCAGAGUCAGGAUUUUAUUCAGAUCCGGUUAUUGUAUUUGACUUUCAGUUAUAUCCAUCCAUGAUAAUUGCAUACAACCUUUGCUUUUGUACGUGCCUUGGCAAAGUUGUGGCAUCAAAAGAAAACACGCUUGGGGUUAGUUCAUUUUCACCAGAGCAACAUGUUCUGCGGGAUCUAAAAGAUCAGAUUUUGCUUACUCCAAACGGUGUUAUGUUUGUUCCUUCGAAGGUUCGUCGAGGUAUACUGCCACACUUGUUGGAAGAAAUUUUAUCAACUAGGGUAAUGGUGAAACAAGCAAUGAAAAAGUUGGCUCCUUCACAGCAAGUCCUUCAGCGGAUAUUUAAUGCAAGACAGCUUGCUUUGAAGCUUAUAUCAAAUGUGACAUAUGGCUACACUGCUGCUGGAUUUAGUGGUCGUAUGCCUUGUGCAGAGCUUGCAGACAGUAUUGUUCAAUGCGGCCGUUGCACGCUGGAAAGGGCUAUAUCAUUUGUAAAUCAGCAUGAUAAGUGGAACGCAAAAGUCAUUUAUGGAGAUACUGAUAGCAUGUUUGUUCUUCUCAAAGGACGCACUAUUAAAGAAUGUUUCCAAAUAGGGAGUGAGAUUGCUUCUGCUGUCACCGCUAUGAAUCCUAGUCCUGUCACCCUGAAGUUGGAGAAAGUUUAUCAGCCUUGUUUCCUCCUUACUAAGAAGCGGUAUGUUGGUUACAGUUAUGAAAGCCCUGAUCAAGGUGAGCCAGUUUUUGAUGCUAAAGGUAUUGAGACAGUUCGUAGAGACACGUGUGGUGCAGUUGCAAAGAUAAUGGAACAGUCUUUGAGGCUCUUUUUUGAAAAUAAGGAUUUAUCGGAGGUGAGAAGUUAUUUGCAACGUCAGUGGAAGAAAAUUCUUUCGAGCAAAGUCUCCAUUAAAGAUUUUGUCUUUGCUAAGGAGGUUCGUUUAGGUAGCUAUAGUGCAAGGACAUCAUCUUUACCUCCAGCUGCAAUUGUUGCCACCAAGGCAAUGAGAUUUGACCCUAGGGCAGAACCGCGUUAUGCUGAGAGAGUACCUUAUGUUGUAAUCCACGGAGAGCCUGGAGCCCGCCUGGUUGACGUGGUUGUGGAUCCAUUGGAAGUUUUGGCACUUAAUUCCCCACUCAGAAUAAAUGACUUGUAUUACAUCAAUAAACAAGUAAUACCUGCUUUGCAGCGGGUGUUUGGGCUUGUUGGUGCUGACCUGAACCAAUGGUUCUUAGAGAUGCCCCGUCCUUUAAAGGAUGCACGUGUAAAGCAUCUCAUUGCUCCAAAUUCACAUCGAACGAGAAUUGACUCGUAUUAUCUGUCAAAACAUUGUAUACUGUGUGGCGGGUUGGUUCAGGCGUCUGCACACAUAUGCAUUCAGUGCUCUGAAAAUGGAGUGGCCGCUGCAACGGCUGUGAUUAGUAAAACAUCAAAGUUGGAGCAAGAGAUGCAGCAUCUUGUUGCUAUAUGUGACCAUUGUGGAGGUGGAGGCAGGCUUCUGGAAAGUGAUGUAAAGUGCACAUCAAUUUCAUGCUCGGUGUUUUAUGAGAGACGAAAAGUUCAGAAAGAACUACUAGCGAUGAACCAUGUUGCUGCUGGUGAAGGCUUCUAUCCGAAAUGCAUGGUCGAGUGGUUCUGAGCAGUUAACUGUUGCGUUCAGCCUCUGAUAUGUAUGCAUUUAUUUGUGUAUACGAUUAGAUUUUAGGGGGUUUGCUAUAUUUGGUUUUCGCCCUUAUUCACAAAAUUCAUAUUUCCCCAUCUUUCUUAGCUACAAAUAUUCGUAUAUUAAAACAAAAAA
Molecule: messenger RNA, 7620 nt
Organism: Prosopis cineraria
Lineage: Eukaryota; Viridiplantae; Streptophyta; Magnoliopsida; Fabales; Fabaceae
Product: DNA polymerase zeta catalytic subunit-like
Biological process (GO): double-strand break repair via homologous recombination; error-prone translesion synthesis
Cellular component (GO): zeta DNA polymerase complex; nucleus
Molecular function (GO): DNA binding; nucleotide binding; DNA-directed DNA polymerase activity
Source: RefSeq, a predicted model, not a curated record